This is a messenger RNA of Triticum aestivum (bread wheat), 1316 nucleotides long. RefSeq lists its product as uncharacterized. Bases 275 to 1066 code for a protein of 263 amino acids. The record is from RefSeq and is a predicted model, not a curated record. NCBI's taxonomy places the organism in Eukaryota, Viridiplantae, Streptophyta, Magnoliopsida, Poales, Poaceae. The transcript has 4 exons.
GUUUACGUGAAGUAUGAGCCCGACUUCUUAAUAUUGUUGAUUUUUUUAUUUGUCCUCGCAUGAAAUGUGACUUACAAAAUCUGUUUAUUUUCACUCUAUACAGAUUUUCGGGAAGAUUUCUGACCAUGACUGGGAUAAGAUCAUUAAUCAUGCUCGUAAAUGCAAUCAAGUAGCACAAAUAUACUCUACUUCCAUUCAGGAGAAUAAUGUGCCUCAUGAGCAUGAGCCAUUUUCUAAAACCAAUGACAGUAGUUACCUCAAAGGACCAUGCUCAAUGCAACCAAGUCCCACACCACAAAUUUCUCAAAAUCUUGCAGAACAAAUUGAUGCCCAAGUCCAUCACCAGCAAAUUGCUUCAAGUUAUAAUGGACCAUCAUCCGGUACAUCAUCGGAAAAUGCACUGCAGGCCUCCUGCUUGGCAGCAGCACCAGGGCUCACAUUCAUGAGAUCAGACCAGCACGUGAUGCCAUAUGGAGAACUUGGGGGCAUUCAAGCUACAGGCCAGCAAGUUACAUGCAUAGGAAGUGAGAUUCUGUCAGCUAGCACCAUGAAUAACAAUAUCUUAGAUGGAUCUAACUCAGAGCAAGUAGGGCCUCUGGAUGGCAACAUAAUUCCUAAUGGGAACAGACUACCCACUGGCAUUGAUCUUUCACAGUGGCUGGAUAUCCUGCAGAACCAGACAUUUGAUGACUCUGUAGUCACAGAAACUCCUCCUUGGGGAGUUUCCAACAAUGCACUUGAUUCGACUGUCUGCGAAGCUGGAAAUAUGCUUGAUUCGCCUUUCAGUGAUGCUAGUAUAAGCUAUGUGGGACAUUCACCUGUCAGUGAAACAGGCAGGGGACGUUCAUCUUUACCUUUCAGGGGAGCAAGCAGUAGAAGCUACAGGGGACAUUCUGCUUCGCCACUCAGGGGAGCAGGCACUAAAAGCUACCGGCGACAUUCUGCUUCACCACUCAGGGUAGAAGGCCCUAGAAGCUACGAGGGACAUAAUCCUUCACCUGUGUCGGGAGCAGGCAGUACAAGUUAUGCAAGUGCAGAUUUCACAGGCGGAGACAUCUUAUGGUAGUUCAGUAGGAGUAUGUUUGUGUGCAUCUACCGAUGCACAGGCCGGGGUACCUUCUCUAAAAAUAAAAAACGAUAAUGCAGGCUAGACUGGAGGACAACACGAUUGCCCUCCUGCCAGUACUUGUUGUUAAACAUCCUGUACGUGGUCCUUAGAGUGACAGCCUAGAGAAGAUUACUUGUGCGCAUUGUAAUAGGUAGGUAGAGGGAUAUUUCAUCUUGUAAUCAUAACCCUUAUCUCUACCUUUCUUUCU